Dentiscutata erythropus is the source of this 301-nucleotide messenger RNA. The record is from the annotation of a GenBank genome assembly. Lineage: Eukaryota; Fungi; Glomeromycota; Glomeromycetes; Diversisporales; Gigasporaceae.
AUUACUUACUUAUUUUUGAAUCAAUUGAUACUGAAGUAUAUAGUGAAGAUAAAGAACCCGGUGAAGUUGAUAACGGAAAUUUAAUAGAGCAAUCGAAUGUAAAUUUAGCUUCCCAAGCCCUUCGGCUGGUUAAAGAUUGUCCCACCCGUUGGAAUUCGAAAUAUCGAUUAUGGAAAAGACUAAUAAAAUUAAAAGAUGCUAUUAUAUGGUUAGAAGCUAAUCUGAAUAUUUCACAAAAUUUAGAUGAAAGAAAAGAUGGUCAAAAACUUAGACGUUGCUUACCUAGUGAAGAUGAAUGGAA